CGCCAACAGUGCAGUCGGUGCAGUGUGGUGGAAAAAGCUAUAAGAAUACAUCGUUAUCAGCGUCACUGAUAAAAGUGUUACGGUGAUAACACAAGAUUCAAGACAUAAAGACAUUAGACAAUUAAAUAAUUCCAGAUGGAAAUAUUUUGAUGUCGAAUUGCUUUUAAUUUUUAGUUCUAAGUAGUAGUUUAGCCUCAAUUAAGUGAAAAUAAUACACGAAUCAAUUUUAAAUGAAGUCUUCAUCAAACUGGCAUAAUAUUAUAAUAAUAUACUAAUUUGUUUCACCGUCAGUAGUUUUGAAUGUGGUGCACUGGUGCACACUAUACUAAUACAGUAGAGAUAUUUUUUUAUUGAAAUAUUUAUAUCCUCUAGAUCAUUAUGAGUAACUCUAGUCCUAAUGUUGAGUCACUUUACAAUAAGUCAUUAAAUCAGUUUUGUGAUUCCAUGAACGAAGACAUCCUGCAAAAUGUGUUAAAGUGGUUACCACCAUCAAUCAGUUUACAAAUGAUAUGGAAGAUCUUACGUGUAAACGACGGCUGCGAAAAGUUUGUGUAUAAUCAUAUGAUCAAAGAUAGUGAGCUUUCUUCAAUUAAUCGAGGACGUGAAAUUGCUCAAAUGUCAUUACAAAAUUCAGGCUAUGUAGCGCCUGUCUCUUAUAGACAGAUGAGUUCUGAAACUCAUGAAGGAUUUGCCACCAUACAACAAACCAAAUUUGUUGAUUGUUAUAAUUUUUCUAAUUAUUUCAACUUAACUUUGUUUUCAAAAUUGGUAGAUGUCACCAAUUAUCGAAGUCAGCUGUUCACUAUUUUCCAGAUUUGUGUACAAAUUAAUGGAUUUAAAUUUCCCCAACAUUUGGCUGAUGAAUGGAUAAAAAUAGAAAUAGAAGAUGACAAUGACAAUAUAAAUGUUCAUCAUAUUGAACAAGGUCUCAAAUUAGGAUUUUUUCUUGGUGAUGCCGGCUGGUUCAGUGAAUGUGCUCUAGUCUUAUCGCAUACAUACAAAAUAAUAACUACAAAAUGGGUGUGUCUUGAUCGAAAUUUAGAACUGGUCAAAAUUAUUCAAUGUCUAACCAAGUGGUUAUUAGUAGUGUCAAACUACCAUAAUUUUGAUGAAGCUAAAAUAGUAUUACAACAUAUGCUACAGACCAUCAAUAUCAUUGAAAAAAUAGAAGGAAGAACAUUGUGUAUAGCGUAUGCAUAUGUGGCCGUUUCACAAUACUACUAUGUAUUAAUGGAAUUUAAUGAGGCUUGGUCAUGGGCAGUUAAAUCUGUCUAUGAACUUCGGGAUAAGAGUGCUGAUAUCUUGAAACUGCUGGUUAUAAGUCAUGCCAUUAGGGUUUGUUCUGUUUUGAACAAAUUGAGUACAGCAAAAAAAUUGAUAAAUCAAUUGCAUACUUACGAAAAAGAAAUUGAUCAGAACAUUCAUGUUGAUAUGUUACUGAAUGAAGCAUGCUACUCAUUAAAAGCUGAUUUAGCAAAAGAUAGUAUUAACAGUUACUAUAUUGCAUUAGACUCUAGAAGAAAUUUAUUUGGGUAUUACAAUUUACAUACUGCAAUUGUUUUUGUUGAUUAUGCAUACGCUAGAUAUGUUUGUGAUUAUUCAACAACUGACUUUAAUGAAGCUAUGCGAAGCAUUUUACAAGGCAUAUUUAUUAUGGAAAAAAUUGGUUUGCCAAAUGAUAAUAUGUUAUUAGUUAAUGCUGGACGGAUAAAGGCAUUGAUACUAGAAGAAAAAGCAUUGGACAUAAUGGAUAGAGGUAUCGAUAUUUACAUUCAUGAUAGUAUACGAGAUUUACAAGCUGAUGGAAUAAAGCGUUUGUUGGAAAGAAUGAAGAAGAACAUGUUAAAUGAAGCUGAAGCCCUCCAUUUAAAAGCGUUAAAAGUUUCUUUACAAGCAGUUGGAGUGAAAGCCCUGCUUACAGCAAAAUCAUACUGCAAUCUAGGAAGACUUUAUCAAAGCCAGGAAAAAUAUACCCAAUCUGAACAAAUGCAUUUAAAAGCUAUUGAAAUCAAAGAAUCAAUUUUAGGUAAAGACAACCCUGAAGUGGCUCUAUCUUUAGGUCACUUGGCUAGUUUAUACACAUAUCAGUUAAAAAAAUAUCAAGAUGCCGAAGAACUUUAUUUACGUUCAAAAACUAUAUAUGAAACUACCUAUGGUCGCCAGUACACAGGAUUACUGUAUGAUUUCCAAGGAUUAGUAGAAGUUUAUCGUGAACUAAAUAAUACUGAAAAGUUAAAUCAAUACAAUGAAAAUUUAUUAAGGUUUCAUGAAACACGUGAAGCUUGGUUACAUCAGGUGCACACUGCAAUUGAUGAAAACUGUACUAAAGACGAUUUAAGUUUAGAAAAAUUUAAAUGCAUACUUAAUGAAUGCGCUUGUGACAAGUAAUAAAUUUAAAUGUAAAAAUAAUUAGAAAACUAAAAAAAAAAAUUCUAUUUAUAAAUAUAAUAUUGAUUAAUAUUUAAUUUUGUGUCUACAAGAGUAAUAUUAAUAAUAUUUUAUUCUGAGUGUUCAAUUAUUCUUUUUUUAUCAUGUUAAUAUUGCUUGUGCAUUACUAUUAUUUUUAAAUUAAUAGAAAUACAAAUUUGUAUUUAUUAAUUUAUGCUAUCAGAUAAUUGUUAAUUUAUUAUUAUUAUUUGAUAUUCAAAUUAAUACCCUGUACAAUAUACUUGUUGUCAUUACUUAAGGCCAGAGAACAUUUACCUGAGGUCCUAAUGAAGGAUUUUUAAGAUGACCCAUGACAAGUAUAUUUAUUGGUUAUAUUACCUAUAUUUUUUAUAUUCAUCCAAUAGUAAUGUUUUUAAAUUAUAAUAUUUGUGUUUGGUCUACAUACAUACAAAUAUUCUAUAUUGUUGAAUAUCAUUGAUGCAUACAUAAUAUUUUUUAAUCACAUUUUUUUAUGGUUAUUAACAAUAUUUUCAGAGUAUAGUGGAGUUAUUUUUUAUUUAGACUUACUUAAUUAUCUGCAAACUGUAUCCAGUUUUGCAAUUGAUUAAUUAAUAUUAUCUAUGAAUAAAUUAAAGUAAUUCCACAUAUUUUUAAUAAGAAAUGUAUAAUUAUUAAAAACAUAAUAAUAUGUGUUAAUAAUUUUAAAUUAAAAAUGUUUUUAAAUUUUAUUUUGUUUAAUUUUAAUAUUAAUAAUUAAUUGAUAUAUUUAAUGUAAUUAUUUAAAUAAGUAAAAUUAAUUAUUAUAAGCAAGCAAUAAUGCGUAUAUAAUUUGACAAUUAAUUGUGUCAAAAGACUAUACUUGCAUACUAGUUGCAUAGUACAAUUUAUAUCAUUAUUUAAUAUUUAUAGAUAAGAAGUUUUUAUGUACCCACUACCUAUAACAUUUUUAGAAUAAAUGUAUUUUCUGAUAACAUAAAAAUAAAUUUAAUG
Messenger RNA from Metopolophium dirhodum (rose-grain aphid), 3378 nucleotides. It is a transcript of the gene Pat1, whose product is annotated as amyloid protein-binding protein 2. Gene Ontology annotation, biological process: intracellular protein transport. Gene Ontology annotation, molecular function: protein binding. NCBI's taxonomy places the organism in Eukaryota, Metazoa, Arthropoda, Insecta, Hemiptera, Aphididae. Bases 379 to 2388 code for a protein of 669 amino acids. The transcript has 12 exons. The record is from RefSeq and is a predicted model, not a curated record.